This is a messenger RNA of Sinocyclocheilus anshuiensis, 4392 nucleotides long. RefSeq names its product lysine-specific demethylase 2A-like. Lineage: Eukaryota; Metazoa; Chordata; Actinopteri; Cypriniformes; Cyprinidae. The coding region runs from base 1 to 3438 and encodes 1145 amino acids. The transcript is spliced from 17 exons. The record is from RefSeq and is a predicted model, not a curated record. Gene Ontology annotation, molecular function: protein binding; zinc ion binding; DNA binding.
AUGGACAAUCCCAAGCCGCGUUACAGCAAGCGACUGGUGGACAUGAUUGACUGGGUGGACAACAUGUGGCCACGACACUUAAAAGAAAGACAAAGAGAUUCUACAAACUCUAUCACUGAGAUGCAAUACCCCAAAGUGCAGAAGUACUGCCUAAUGAGCGUGCAGGGCUGUUACACAGAUUUCCACAUAGACUUUGGAGGCACAUCUGUGUGGUACCACAUACUGCAGGGCUGCAAGGUGUUUUGGUUAAUCCCACCAACGCCACAAAACCUGGAGCUUUAUGAGAACUGGGUGUUGUCAGGGAAACAAGGCGACAUCUUCCUUGGUGACAAGGCCACUGAUUGCCAAAGGAUUGAGCUCAAGCAGGGCUACACGUUCAUUAUUCCAUCAGGUUGGAUCCAUGCGGUGUAUACUCCAGUAGACGCACUUGUGUUUGGUGGGAACUUUCUACAUAGUUUCAACAUCCCCAUGCAACUGCACAUCUCCAGCAUUGAGGACAGGACACGGGUGCCAGCUAAGUUCCGGUAUCCAUUCUAUUAUGAGAUGUGCUGGUACGUGUUGGAGCGUUAUCUGUACAGCAUAACCAACACCUCCCACCUCAUCCCUGAGUUCCAGAAAUACUCUCUGGGAAUUGGCUUGAAGCGGGAAGGCUCAGGCUGCGAGGUACUGAAUGGACAUGCUAAAGAGGAAAGAGAUGACAGCGACGCUCCCUCUCCACCUAAUGCACCAGGGGUGAAGCUUCACUUGACUCCUUUUGAGCUGGAGGGGCUGUGGCACCUGGUGGGGAAGCUGGAGUCGUUGCCCUCACAUAAGAAUUGUGUGCCUUCAGGAAUACACAACGCUGCUGCCCUGCUACAAGACAUACGGGAAUUAUUGAAAGAACAUGCCAAUGACAUCCCUAAACUCUCUUACACUGGAAAACCUAUUGUCAGAUGGCCAAAGAGGCCCCCCUGGUACCAGCCCCCUCCUCCCCCUCCACCUGUUAUUCGUCCCAAGCUGGCAACCACACCCGUUAUUCCUCGACCAGUGAAACCAGCCUCUAAUAUGUCGGUCCUACGACGGCGCCGCGUGCGCUGUAAACGCUGCGAGGCAUGUAUGCGCAAAGAAUGUGGCGACUGCAACUUCUGCAGAGACAUGAAGAAAUUCGGUGGACCUGGCAAACUCAAACAGACCUGUGUGCUGCGCCAGUGUCUCGCUCCUGGUCUGCCGCUCUCUGCUGUAUGUGAGAUCUGUGGGGAAGGCAACCAGGACACUGGUGAAGAGCUCAUGGAGUGCUCCAACUGUGCUCAGAUUACACAUCCUAUUUGUUUGAAGGGACAAACAAGCAUUAUUACUUCAGACAGCAAUUCAAUAGAUGUCUCAAAAUGCUUUAUUCAGAUUCAUUCAUCUUUGAGCAUUUCGUCAGGUAGCGGUGAUGACAUCACAGCACAGGAUGGGUCAGGGGGGCGAGGGGGCGAGGGCGGGGCAUGGCACAGGGUCGGGCAGCCCCCCACUUCUCUCUCAUAUGGGUCGCUCCAGAACCGAGCCUCAGCCCCUGAGCAGCGGCUCAGGAAGCGGCUAAAAUUGGAAGGUGGUAAAACACAUAAACGCAAGUCUUCAUCUCUUGAUCCUCGCGUGGCUAAGAUCUAUCGGCGUCAUGGGAUGGAACACGAUGAUGAUUCGGGCAGUGAUGAUGACAGUGGCAAGAUGUCAUCUGUCCGAGGCGGGGUCUCUUCGUCCCGCCGAGGUUAUGGAGCUGGUAGACGAGGUGUUUGGAGAGGCUCCUCGCAUCGAGGGAGUCGAGGGGGAGGCAGCUUGGCAACAGGUUUGCUGAAAAUGAGGCGGGGACUUGGGGCAAGAGGGGAGAGAGGGGGUCGGGUGAGGUUAAGAGGAGGAUCCCACAUGAGACGACGGCGCUAUGAAACUGAUGAUGACGAAGACGACGACGAUGAUGAUGAUGAUGAUGAGGAGGAUGAUGAUGAUGAGGAUGACAGUGAUGAAGAGAGACAUCUUGGCCGGUCAGAUAAGGAGCAUCGUUCAAGGAGACGGAGGCAGAGAGGUGGUGACUAUGAUGAUGACGACGACGACGAGGAUGAUGAUGAUGAGGAAGACGGUGAGGAACAGGACUUUGAAGGAGAGGACGAUGAGAUGGAAGACUUGGAUGAUGGAGGAGAGGAAGAUGAAGAUGAUGAGGAUGGAGAGAACCAAUCAGACUCUGAUCCUGACCCACCCGUCUUACUAGUCUCAGACUUGAACGAUGACCUGCUGAGUGAUUCCUACCUGACUGUGACCCUCCAGCGUCCUCCAAAGGCCAAACGGGACCCCGGCUCCAUUGUACCCAAACUGGAGGCGGCUAUGUCUCCCCGAACACCUGGCGGUCCUGGUUUUAUCCAGCGCAAAACGCUACCCAGGACCCGACUCAGGAACAGCACCUUGACGCCAGCCGGAAAUGGCCUCUCUCAGUCCAAAAGCGUGCACACAUCCAGCUGCCUCACGAGGCGGAGCUCCAACCAGGACAGUCGAGAGAGAGACACGGCGUCACAGUCCUCUAUGUCUUCUCGAUCCUCUGUUUCUCCACCUCCUCCUCCAGCCAUCACCACUUCUUCUCCUCCUUCCCUCCUCUCUCAUCCCUCAUUCCGUGACGUAGGAAACGAGCGUGGCUGUGAAAAGGACAUUUGGAUGUCUGUGUUCUGUUACUUGGGUCGGACGGAUUUGGCUGUGUGUAUGAGAGUCUGCAAGGCUUGGUACAAGUGGUGUUGUGAUAAGCGCUUCUGGACACAGAUAGAUCUGAGUCGGUGUCGGGCACUCAGUCCUCAGGCUCUGUCAGCCAUCAUAAAACAACAACCUGUGGCACUUGACCUCUCCUGGACACCAGUAUCAAAGAAACAGAUUGCCUGGCUCAUUCAUCACCUCCCAAGUUUGAAAGAUCUAAUAAUGUCAGGUUGCUCGUCAUUAUGUGUGUCAGCGUUAAGUACACAGAGCUGUCCGGGUUUGCGAACCCUUGACCUGAGCUGGGCCGUGGGUGUCAAAGAUUCACAAAUAAAAGACAUUGUGCAGCCAAGCAGUGAAAGUCGCAGUCGACUGAGAGGUUUGCUCACUCUGCGCUUGGCUGGUUUGGAUGUGAAUGACUCCACCCUGAAGAUGAUCGUCAGACAUAUGCCUUCACUGCGCCGGUUAGAUUUGUCCCACUGCCAGGGGCUCACAGACCAGUCCAUCAACCUGCUCACCGCUACUGGCUGCAACACUCGCAACACACUCAGACAGCUCAAUCUUUCAGGUUGUAGUAAGUUGACAGAUGCUUGUCUGUCCUAUAUGAAGCGACUAUCGGCUCUGGUUCUGUUGGAUCUGCGGGGCUGUAGGAACGUGACUCGACGCGGCUGUGAAAACUUAAUCUCUGACCUGUCCUACUGCACCGUAUUCUGCCUGACCGAGGACAAACUCAUUCAGAGAAUAUCAUAACAUGCACACACAAACACACACAUAUACAUACACACACAGUCUCCGCACAGCUCUGCUUAGCGAGCUCACGAGUGCUCCAUCCCACUCAAUGUAGGCUCAUCUGGCCUCAAUGGGAGGAUGAGGCUGAAGAAAAGAGACGGAUGGAAGGAUAUGGCCUGCUGUUCUAGAAGAAGUGUAAAAACAGGCUGACAGGAGAGGUUAUUUUCAGCGCUGUCUUCAAGUAAAGUGGUAAAGGAUUUUAUUCCCACAACCCAUGAGACUGAUGCAGACACAUCCAGUGUGUGGCUUUUUCUUCUCUGGGCAUUCAGCCUAAUCCAGAGUGACUCCUUCAGAGGAUUUUGCUGAUAUGCUUGAAACUGAACUUUACAGUCCAGCCCAGGUGGGAUUUGGUCAAGAGAUUCGAUCCAUGUGUGGCCGCUGACGUUGCAGCAAAUUGAAGCAAGGAGAAAGAAAAUGACAGACAUGGCACGUCCUGAUAGUUCUCAACUGCCACAACUUGAUCAAAGAAUAUAGUGGCAACACAGGAUGAAUCUAAAUCUGAAUCAUAAAGACUUCAGCAUACCGAUCCAGAUCGUUCACUCAUGCUUUCUUAGUGACUUUGUCUGAACGCAGAUUUUGGUCGUUCAACCUUUCCGAAGGUUCUGCUGCCUGGAUGUUUGUAGACAUUUAACACCACACGAAGUUUUUACUCGCUCGCACCUAACAAAAACCACUCUUUCUUUGUUUUCUUUCGUCUGAUGUUUUGUUCUUCUGCUUCAGUCAUCUCAAAUGGGUGAUUCACCUGCAUUCUCCUGUCCUGUCUAAACUUAGAGGGCUGCUCACAGUUAAGGCUCAAUUAUUCAUUUACCCUUGAAAAGCUAUAAUUUAAGUGCAACUUGUAGCAACACAAUAGCAAUUCUUUUCUGAGGACUUUUUAAACAAAUGUUUGUUUUUUUUGUUUAUUUUUCAUGAAAA